Molecule: messenger RNA, 2606 nt
Organism: Danio aesculapii
Lineage: Eukaryota; Metazoa; Chordata; Actinopteri; Cypriniformes; Danionidae
Gene: coch
Product: coagulation factor C homolog, cochlin (Limulus polyphemus)
Exons: 12
Coding region: 114-1775 (553 amino acids)
Source: RefSeq, a predicted model, not a curated record
UAUCCAGACACCUCUGGAAUAACAUCCAUAAAGGAAUUACUUCUUUUUUUUGUCUAUAAGCUUUUAAGGCUGAGGAAACGUCAUCCUACACAAAAUCUAAAUCUUCAUUAACCAUGUCGUUGUGGUUUGCUGUCCUUCAUGUAUUAGGUAUUCUCUCUUUGAGCUGGUGCACUUUUGGAUCUGAAUUAAACGUUGCAACGCCGAUUAGCUGUGGGACUCGUGCGGUGGAUCUGUCAGACACACAUCUGCUGGUGCUCUGUCCAGCAAACUGCUCUCUGUGGAGCCUCUCGGUGUUUGGCUCUGGAGUUUAUGCCUCUAUUUCUAGCAUAUGCGGAGCAGCCAUUCACAGAGGAAUCAUAGGUCUGUCUGGUGGACCAGUGGAGGUUCACGGAUUGCAAGGGAGGACAAACUACCUCAGCUCUUACGCUCACGGUGUUCAGUCGCAGUCACUGUCGCAAUGGAGCGCAUCUUUCACUGUGGCCCGAACAAUUAGCUUGCCUUUGGAAGUGUCCAGCCAAACCAGCAGUUCUGCCACUGUCACAUCUGGAGCAGCUAAGAAGCCAGUGAAAAAAAUAGUGAAAAAGCCUCCUCCAGCAACAGCACACAAAGAUUGUCCAGUUGAUAUGGCUUUGUUGCUGGAUAGCAGCUACAACAUUGGACAGCGGCGGUUCAACUUGCAGAAGAACUUUGUCAGUAAACUUGCAACCAUGCUGAAGGUUGGGACACAAGGUCCUCAUGUAGGAGUGGUGCAAACCAGUGAAACACCUCGAACUGAAUUCUACCUGACAAACUAUACGACAGCCAAAGAUGUGACCUUUGCCAUCAAAGAAAUCCCGUACAUUGGGGGCAAUACCAAUACAGGUAAGGCCAUACUGCACACUGUGAGGAACUUCUUCAGUCCGGAUUUUGGCGUGCGGAGAGGUUACCCACGGGUCAUUGUGGUGUUUGUCGAUGGGUGGCCUUCUGAUAAUGUGGAGGAGGCAGCAAUUUUAGCCAGAGAGUCUGGCAUUAAUAUAUUCUUUGUGUCUGUGGCCAAACCUUCCCCUGAGGAGGCAAGUCUGGUGAGCGAUCAAGACUUCAUGAGAAAGGCAGUGUGCAAGGACAAUGAGUUCUUCACCUUCACCAUGCCCAGCUGGUUCAGCACCAACAAGUUUGUGAAACCACUAGCUCAAAAGCUUUGCUCUAUCGAUCAGAUGCUUUGCAGCAAGACGUGCUACAACUCAGUGGACUUGGGCUUCCUGAUCGAUGGCUCCAGCAGUGUAGGUGAUGGGAACUUCCGGCUGGUGCUGGACCUCCUUGUCUCCAUCGCACGUAGCUUUGACAUCUCUGACAUUGGAUCUCGCAUUGGUGCCAUCCAGUUUACCUAUGACCAAAGAAUGGAGUUCAACUUCAAUGACCACGUCUUGAAAGAUAACGCUUUGAGGGCCCUGCAGAAGAUCCCGUACAUGAGCGGGGGAACAGCCACUGGAGAUGCCAUCAACUUUGCUGUGCGCAGUCUCUUUAAACCCCGCUCAAGCUCCAACAGGAAGUUUCUCAUCAUCAUCACUGAUGGACAAUCUUACGAUGAUGUGAGAGUUCCGGCUAUGGCUGCCCAGCGAGAGGGAAUCACCGUUUACGCAGUGGGUGUUGCUUGGGCUCCUAUGGAAGAUCUGAAGGCGAUGGCGUCUGAGCCCAAAGAGAGCCAUGUGUUUUUCACUCGCGAGUUCACCGGGUUGGGACAGUUCCAGCAGCCCAUCGUCCGGGGCAUCUGCAGGGACUUCACAGAGUUUAAUUAGACCAUUUUGAGUUUUGCUUGAGUGCAAGAAUACGAAGUAAGAUAUUGAACCAAAAAAAAUGUGUCAGAGUAAAUAAGAAAACUACGUUUGUCUUUUGAUUUGUAGAAAAAGGGAUUUGAAUGGUUUUGAUAUAAAGGCAUUGAUAUGUUUGAUCCAAAGGUUUUUACAGCUUUUUUUGAGAAUGUAUCACACAGUAUUGUAUGUCAACUUCUCUAUAUGUGGAGAAUGUAAUUAUUUGUGAUUUGUAGUCUUUCUCUUUAUGUUUCUGUUGAAAAAAACCAACAACACAUUCUUUCGCUGCUUCUGGCAAGCCUUUUUUCCUGUGGAGGGGUCACUGUAACAAAAGGCUCUUUUAGAAUAAUUUCGGAACUUGAAGAUUCAAUUCCGGUUAUGCAACAAGAUGGUGAGCAAAAGCAGCCACGAAGAUUAUCAGUGAAACAGCGCCCUCUAACGCAUUCUGAUGGCAGUACACAAAACAAAGCUUUCGUUCACAUAGUUCUGGGUUACAUACGGUCCUUCCCAGGGGUACCACCAAUAUACAUGCACUGUGAUAAUACAUUCAUCACAUUUUCGCAACGAAUCAAGUGUGCCUGUGUGAGAGAAGAGGAUUAUGGUUAAAAGUUAAUGUGUUUACUAUAAAUAUAUCUAUAUUUUCCUUUUCUUAAAUUAUACUUAUCUAUUUAUCGAGCCUAUUUUCAGUGUACUUUUUCCAUAUGCAUGCUUUACUGCCUUACAGAAUGACAAUAGAUGCGAGGAGGGCAUCAAACUGCUUGUACAUUUGUUUAUAAUUUAUUACUUCUCAAUAAAGGACAAGGUGUUUGUACAACUUGA